AUGCCAGAUGUUCGGGCAAGAAAGACGCUAAUGAGUCAUGAAGACAAGAAACUUCAAAAAUCUGCAAUAUGGGGUGAGCGCAAGUUCGUACGAACCGUUGUGCGUCUUGGAAUGCUGCUUCAUGGUAUGCACGGCAAGGCGCCUGCGAAUAUUAUCGAUGAGGCGAUUGAUGAAGCAUUGAUUACUAGGGAAGAGGUAAUUAGACGUAAUGUAGAAUCCAACACGAAUCGGCAAGGGAAAAACGUAAAUCGGCAAGGCUUAAGUGCGAAUCGGCAAGAAUUUUUCGAAAUCCACGUGGAACCGUUUCUAUGCUAUCUCCACAAUCCGUCGAUGUUUGCCGCAUAUCAUCACAAUCCCGUUACCAUUCUGGAUAAUGGUGGACGUUGUGUUUCCUGGGUCUACGAGACGCGAAAACAGCUCCGCGAAACCCAAGCGGAUAGCUCUGUUCGUGCUGUCUCUAUUGACCCCGGCGUUCGUACAUCCUUCACGUGGUACUCGCCUACUAAAGGUGUAGGUAAAAUCGGUGAAAGUUAUUGA
Ambispora gerdemannii is the source of this 537-nucleotide messenger RNA. Lineage: Eukaryota; Fungi; Glomeromycota; Glomeromycetes; Archaeosporales; Ambisporaceae. The record is from the annotation of a GenBank genome assembly.